Molecule: messenger RNA, 4605 nt
Organism: Centruroides sculpturatus (bark scorpion)
Lineage: Eukaryota; Metazoa; Arthropoda; Arachnida; Scorpiones; Buthidae
Product: zinc finger CCCH domain-containing protein 18-like
Exons: 19
Coding region: 210-2807 (865 amino acids)
Molecular function (GO): metal ion binding
Source: RefSeq, a predicted model, not a curated record
ACUCCUUUGAGAAAUCUUCUUUAGAUCUUUACCAUAGUAAAUUUGAAAAGUUGAAGAGAUUCUAGUUCUGGAAUGCUUUUUAAGAAUUCUUUUUUACAUAGUGAAGAAACAUUCAAUUUAAAAAUAUUCUACCAUUUUCAACUUUUCAAAGGAGUUGAAAACAUUAGUACAGGACUGAAAUUAUCUGCUGGAAAUAAUUAACAUUUGUGAUGGAUGCAUCCAGUCACCCAUUGGAUGAAAAUCACUCUGAUAUUAGUGAUGCUGGUAGUGAAACUCAUGAUAAUUUAAGUCAAAAUGAUUCUAACGAAGGUUCAGAAUCUGAUAUAAAAUCAGCAGAUUCAGAAGAAAGCAGUCGUGCUAGUUCAUCAGAUGAAUCAGACAAUGAAACUGAAAAAUCUAAAGAACAGAAUGUAGACAAGAGAACAAAAAUCAAGUGUAGCAAAAUCAAUGAUAAUCAUCAGUCUGAAAAUCCACAGAAAGAUGUGGAUAAUUUCAUUGAGAAAAUGCCUGAAGAUUCUUCAAAUACUUCUGAUCACAUUUUAGAUACCUCUCUUGAUCAGUGUAUAAAAGAAACUUCUGUUAUGAAUUUGAACUCUUCUAUGAAAAUAGAAAAAAAUGAUAUGCCUAAUGAUAAAGAAAAAAGUUUAGAAACAUUAGAAUUAGACUUUGAAGAAGAUGAUCAAGAAAAAGAAGAAACAUCUAAGAUUGAAAAUGACGAUAAGAAGGAAGAUGGCGAGAUUAAGCAGAAGUCUCCAUGUAUUCAGUAUGAUAAAGAAAAGGAAAAAGAAGAGGGAGAAGGUGAUGAUGAUGAUGGAGAAGUUUCUGAUGAUGAUGAUCUAGAGGAAGGAGAAGUGAAAGAUCCUAAUUCAAGUCGAAAAUCACAACCAAGACCUAUUUGCAGAUUUUAUAAUAAAGGACAAUGUACUUGGGGUACUUCGUGUAGAUUUAUUCAUCCAGGUGUAAAUGACAAAGGAAAUUACAACAUGUUUGGUCCACCCAGGCAGUAUAGUGUAGGAAUGGGACCACCACCAGGUAUGGGUCCACCACCUGGUCCUACACCAAACCAAAUGGGUCCAAUGUCUUUGCCUCCUAAUGUACCUGAUUACCUUCCUCCACCACCUCCACCUCCAUCUGAUGUUCCUGUUAGUGAAUCAGCAUGGGAACGUGGACUUAGGCAUGCUAAAGAACUAAUGAAGAAAGCCAUUAGGAGAAAAGAGCAAGAACCAGAUUUUGAAGAAAAACGUUUAAAUCUGACUAUAGAUGGAAAUGAUAGUGCAGGAGAGGAGUUUGAUAAAGAGGAUGACUAUUAUAACAGAAGUCCAUCUUAUCGAAGACCACCAGAUGUCUAUAAUUAUUAUAGAUAUGAUGAAAUAAGAGAUUAUGAAAUUCCUGUUCAUGAUCCCAGAGAACAUUGGCGUGCAGGUCGUUAUGAAAAUUUUGAAGUUAGAUGGCCAAAACGAGAAUUAGAGCAACGAGAGCAUCGACAAAAGGAACGAAUUCGAUCACACAGAAGAUCAUAUGAGAGAGAAAAGAUGGGUAGAAGAAGUGCAGAAAAGGAACGAUGGAGAGAAGAUAGAUAUUCUGAAGUUCAGUCAAAUAGAACAAGAGGUGAUGAAUGGAGAGAUCCAUGGAGAAGGUCAAAGACUCCAAAGGGAAGACGUAGUCGUUCAAGGGGGCGUUCCCGGCGAUCAUAUUCAUCUGUUUCUUCUCGAUCAUAUAUAUCACAAUCAUCAAGAUCAUCAUAUAGUUAUUCUCGUAGUUCCUCUUCUAGAAGAUCUUAUUAUUCAUCUAGGAGUCAUUCAUAUUCAAGUUCACCAUCCCCAAGGAGACGAUCGUUUUCACGUUCUCCUCGUAAGCCAAGAGCCAAUGAUAGAAAACGUCCUCCUGCUCCUUCACCAGUUAUUCCAUUGAAAUCUAGGCCAAGGGAAUUGCCUGCAGCUGAACCUAGAAAAUAUAUUAUUCCACCAGUCACUAAGAAACCAAGUGUUGCAAAAAAACCUGAAGCAGUAAGGGGAUAUCGAAGUCCUUCAUUUAGUAGAAGUGAAUCUAGCCAUUCCAUAUCAAGAUCACUUAGUAGCAAAUGGAAAACUGCCAGGUCGAGUUCUUCUCGCUCGCCUUCUCCAUCCAUUUCUCGAUCUGCAUCUCGUUCACCUUCUCGGUCAUUUUCAAGAAGUCUUAGUAUGAGUAGCGUAUCUUCGGCUUCAAGCAGUUUAUCUCAUAGUUCAAGUGGUUCUGAGUCGGUAAAAGCUGGUCCAGUGAAGGUAUCUUCAAAGAAAGAACAUCAAUCUAAACAUCUUCAAGGAAACAUUGAUGCUUCUAAAGAAAUUAAGGAGAAAGAAAAUGAAAAGGAAAAAAGGAUAUCAGAGCCAACUGAUAUUUCCUCACAGGAAAAGAAAAUAUUAGGCAAUAGCACAAAAUUGUCUGCUCGUACAACAGUGCAACCAAAAUCAAACAAAGAUCCAUUGAAACAAACUUCACAUAAACAGCCAAUAAAGUUAACGUUAUUAAAUAAGAAUUCUGAGAAAGCAGUUCUUAAAAGAGAAAAUAAUAGUAAUAAAUUGAGAAUAACAGAAAAAGUUGAUGACCGUAAUAGGGCAACUGCCAUUGUUACUUCAACAAAUAAUAGCCGAAAACGGCAGGCAUCACCUCCAAGGCCUAAUAUUAAAGCAGCUUCUACUCCAUCAGCUCCAGCUGCUAAUGUAGUAAAUACUGUAAAAAAAUCAACUACAUCUAGAAGGGAAGAACUAUUAAAACAGUUAAAAGCAGUAGAAGAUGCUAUUGCUAGAAAAAGGUCUAAAAUGAGUUAGAGACAUUACUAAUGACAAACUGAAAUUCCUGGUAAUUUACGUAAUCACCUGCUCAACUGUCUUCAAGAGAAACUCUUAAUAUGAAAGAAUUAGAAACAGUGGAGCACAAGAUAACAACAGCACAAGCAAGUUCUGUUAUCUUUGGUGUACAGAUUAAAAUCCAGCGAGGUACCAGAUAAAGGUGGACAGCAUCUAAUAAGAUGCAGAUGUGUAGAUGUAAUUGGAAGUUUUUUAUCCCAACGAUAAAAUGUUUUGUACAUGAAAUGGUGGAAUCGUUUAGGGCUGAUGUAGUUAUUUCAUCAGAACUUAUCAAAAUGCCGGAUGCAAUUUUCUGUUACAUUUUCAGUCACCACAAGAAAUGUACAUAGAUCAUAUGUUUUGUUUUGUCUUAAUUUUUUUUUAAUUAUAACAAUAAUAAUGUGCUAUUAUUAUUGUUGCUACCCAUCUUCAUAAUUUGUUAGUUUUUAUUCUCUUUAUUAAUUCUUUUUUCGUGUUUAGGUUUAUGAAAUUGAUGAGAAAAACAAUAUUUGGUAGAAAGUUAACAGCUUAAAUUUAAAUUCCCUGUCUGUUUCUAUUGAAUUCAUCUGUUAAAGUAAACAUCGGUGUUUUCAAGUCACAAAACAAAAAUUGUGAAUAUGUACAACUCACAAAAUGUCAAUUCAACUAAAUCAUUCAAUAAAACUUUUAAAAAAGAAUUAUUAAAUCUUUAUUCUUUUCAAAAUUAUUCUCAAUUAUUAAUUUACAUGUUGAACAAAAGCCAAAGAGAAAUCAUAUUAUUUUGAGUUUGCUUAUUAAUUUCCAAUUAAAAAAGCUAAACUGAGAAUUGUUUGCAGUAUAAAUAUAAACAGGAUAUGUAAAAUUGUUAGUUAUCCAUCUUAGAUUUUAUGUACUGGGAGUUAGCAUAACCUGUGCUAAUAUUUUAAUUUUUUUUAUCCAUAAGAAAAUUCUUUAUUCUGUAGUCAAAACCUUUUACAUAAUUUCUAAUCAACAUAAAGUAUCAGUGAAGCAAAAUUCAGUUAUUUGGAUGUGAAAAGUUCAGAUAAAUAACCAUAAAAUAUUCAGUUAAGCAUAUAUAUUUUUAAUGUUUUCAACAUUGUAAAAUGUCAUCUUCAGGUCAAACUGUUUGCUUCACUGAUAACUUUGUGGUAUAUGCCUUUAUACAUUGAAUAUAAAUGUUUUAUUUUAUUUGGCAAAAUUUCUAUUUUCUGUUUACUAAAAUUAGUUAUGAAAUGGAAUUUUUUUAAUGAAUGUUUUAGCUUCAUUUAAGUUAAAUUCUUGUCUCACUUCCAAUUAUUACAUUCAGUAACAUAAUGAUUGUGAAACAGAUUAGUACAGGAUGGUCAAGAUCUAAACUAUCCUAUAUAUUAUAAGACUAAAUUGUACUGCUUAAAUUAUUUUAUUCAUUUAAAUAUUUGCAAUAAAAUUUCCAUAAAUAAGAUAUUUGGCAUCCUAAUCAGAAAGUAUCUCUAUUUUUAUUAAAAUUAAAAUAAAGUAGGGAUCUCCCAAAAUGAAUGCUGCUAUUAUAAAUUACUGUAAUUAUAUUAAUUAUUAUCCAAAAAGUAUGCAAUGUACAAAAAUUGAUAGAGAACUGUUCCAAGUUUUAUUUCCCAUCUGCAUUCAAAUGUCUUGUCUACUGCCUCUAGGAAGCACUGUAAAUGAAAAUGGCCACUCUUCAAUAGAGAAAGCAUUUUGUGUUCUGUAGUUUGCAAAGUCAGAAUCAUUCACUAUUGUGCAUUAUGAGUAAUCUGCAGGAGCUGCAAAAUUGCACCUGUUGUGGGAGGAGUGACAACAGGUUUGC